AUGGUUGAUAAAGAAAGAUUUCUUCAGAAGUUUAUCCUUCUGGGACUGACAGAUGAUUCCCAGUUACACAUCCUAAUUUUUUUGGUUCUGCUUCUAAAUUAUACGUUGAGCAUGAUCGGAAACUUAACCAUCUUUGCCCUCACUCUGUUAGAUUCCCAUCUCAAGACCCCAAUGUAUUUCUGCCUCCCUAAUUUCUCUUUCCUGGAAAUUUCGUUCACAAGUGCUUGCAUCCCCAGAUCCCUAAUCACCACUGUGAACAGAGAAAAGACGAUUUCUUACACUGGUUGCAUGGCUCAGUUAUUUUUUACAUUCUUGGAAGUUACAGAAUUUUGCCUUCUGGCGGCUAUGUCCUAUGACGGCUAUGUCGCCAUCUGCAAGCCUUUGCAUUGUACAUCCAUCAUGAGCAGCAUGAUUUUUCAUCAGCUGGUACUCAGUUCUUGGGCAACUGGCUUCCCGGUCAUUUUCCCUCCACUGAUUUUGGGUCUUCACCUGGAUUUCUGUGAUUCAAAUGUCAUUGAUCAUUUCAUUUGUGAUAUUUCUCCUAUCCUACAACUUUCUUGCUCAGACACAUAUUUACUAGAAAUGAUUGCAUUUUUAUUAGCUGCAAUAAUCCUUGUGGUCACACUGCUAUUGGUAAUUCUUUCUUACUCUUACAUCAUCAAGACAAUUCUAAAAUUCCCUUCAGCUCAACAAAAGAAAAAAGCCUUUUCUACCUGCUCUUCUCACAUGAUUGUUCUAUCCAUCACUUACGGUAGUUGUGUAUUCAUCUACAUAAAGCCUUCAGCAAAUGGCAAAGGAGUGGCUGUAUUAAAUACUUCAGUUGCCCCUUUGUUGAACCCAUUCAUUUAUACUCUCAGGAACCAGCAAGUUAAACAAGCCUUCAGAUGUAUUUAG
This is a messenger RNA of Cervus elaphus (red deer), 894 nucleotides long. Its product is annotated as olfactory receptor 6C70-like. Gene Ontology annotation, molecular function: G protein-coupled receptor activity; olfactory receptor activity. The record is from RefSeq and is a predicted model, not a curated record. Gene Ontology annotation, cellular component: membrane. Gene Ontology annotation, biological process: G protein-coupled receptor signaling pathway. NCBI's taxonomy places the organism in Eukaryota, Metazoa, Chordata, Mammalia, Artiodactyla, Cervidae.